Molecule: messenger RNA, 1041 nt
Organism: Diutina rugosa
Lineage: Eukaryota; Fungi; Ascomycota; Pichiomycetes; Serinales; Debaryomycetaceae
Gene: IFG3
Product: Ifg3p
Exons: 1
Coding region: 1-1041 (346 amino acids)
Molecular function (GO): D-amino-acid oxidase activity; FAD binding
Source: RefSeq, a predicted model, not a curated record
AUGACUAAGUACGUUGUUUUAGGUCUGGGGGUGAUCGGCUACUACACCGUGUUCUCGCUCCUCGAGCGCCAGGUGCCUGGCUCCGACAUCACCAUCGUCGCCGAAUUUUGGCCGGGCGAUGAAUACGUCGAGUACGCUCUGCCCUACGCUGGGGCCAACUUCUCGUGCAUCACUGAUGACGACGACAAGACGAUGUUCUACGACCAAUACACCUACGAAAACCUCGCCAAGAUCCAGCAAAAGUUGGGCGGGGCCGAGGCGUCAGGAUUGGACCGCUACAUGCUGACUGAGUUCUGGGACCGGAUGCCGUCGGAAAAGAAGAAAGCCGGCUACAGAACCUACUUGCAGAACUAUGAAGAAUUGACUGAACUUGCCCCCGGUACUGAGUACGGUAUCAAGUUUUUGUCGUGGAACUUCAACACCGUCAAGUUUUUGAAGGCGUCGAAGGCGUACUUUGAAAAGCAAGGGGUGACCAUGAAGCGGGCCAAGUUGUCUCACGUGUGCCAGGCAUUUGGCGCCGACACCAAGGUGGUGUUCAACUGUACUGGGUUGGGCGCUAAGCACUUGGGUGGGGUCAAUGACCUCGCCUGUUACCCGACUCGUGGUCAAAUUUGCAUCGUUAAGGCUCCUCAUAUCAAGGACAACACCAUGAGAUGGGGUGAUGACUACUGCACCUACAUUAUCAAGCGUCCUUUCUCAAAUGACCAAUUGGUGUUGGGUGGGUUCAUGCAAAAGGACUGGCACACCAUGGCCACCUACCAGGACCAGACCGAAGACAUCUGGAAGCGGACCACCACCUUGAACCCGAAGAUUUUGUCGGCUAACCCUCACGGCACUUCGUUCGAAGACUUGGAAGUGGUGAGAGUGGUUCUGGGCUUGAGACCGUCGCGUCACGGUGGUGUUCGUAUCGAAAAGGAACAUGUGGAAAACGGCAAGUACGUUGUCCACAACUACGGCGCCUCGGGCUACGGUUACCAGGCCGGGCUUGGCAUGGCCGUGGAGGGGGUCAACUUGGCGUUGGCUAAAGACUCUAAAUUGUAA